Maniola jurtina (meadow brown) is the source of this 2113-nucleotide messenger RNA. RefSeq names its product dynein axonemal assembly factor 4-like. NCBI's taxonomy places the organism in Eukaryota, Metazoa, Arthropoda, Insecta, Lepidoptera, Nymphalidae. Bases 483 to 1916 code for a protein of 477 amino acids. Gene Ontology annotation, molecular function: protein binding. Gene Ontology annotation, biological process: outer dynein arm assembly; cilium movement; inner dynein arm assembly. The transcript is spliced from 3 exons. The record is from RefSeq and is a predicted model, not a curated record.
CUUUGACUUUGCUCAGACUUAGGUAAGUUUCAGUUAUAACAAGACAGAUAUAUGUCAGCGAUAUACUGCUGCCUCGUUUUAUCUGUGUCUUAAGUCUAAGCAAAGACGGAGUUCACUCUAUAAAUCUCUUUUAGUUAUUAAUCUUUUUGGAAAUAAAUUAUUUGUAUUUGUAAAUUUCAGCCUAAAUAUUGGUACAAGCAUCAUUAAAAUCGGUCCACGCGUUUUGUGCCCGAAAGGAAACAAACAUUAGAUGAACAUAAAUUAAGUAUACCUAACUAUUAUUUUGCCCUGUACCUACUGUCCGUAAAACCAUAGUCAAACUAGGUAUGUAAAAGUCGAAAUAAAUUGUCAUAGAAACGAAUAAACAAGGAUUUUAUUGUCCUAGUGACAGAAUCAAUUCAAAAUAAAUGGUAGGCUCAGAUCAGCUCAGAUGGUAGGUGUCGAAUAUUCUUCUUGAAUUUUCCUCUCCUCUAACAGCAAAGAUGCCAAUUUUAGUGAAAGAUUAUUCGUGGAUACAAAGUUCCACCAACAUCCAUAUAAGAGUACCUCUAGAUCCAGUUUAUAAGGAAAAGGUAGAUCUUUUUACAACAGACAGGUAUAUCAAAGCUAAUUUUAGCCCAUUUCUCUUUGAAAUAUUUCUAUUGCACGACGUAGACAUAAAAAGAAGCAAAUGUAUCGUAAAAGAUGAUGUGAUUCUACUAGAUUUAUUCAAAAAAGAUGAUGCUGAAUGGGAGUCUUUAGAAAAAACCUUAACAAAAGAAGAAAAGAUGAGGAUUAGGCAAGAAACACUUGAAGAAUGCCAGCAAAAGGCCAAGCAAGAAGCAGAAGAUAAAGCUAUUAAGAAAAGCAACUUAGAUAGAUUCACUGUCCAACGGGCAAUGGAUAUUGAUAAUAAGCAACAUGAUUUAAUGGAUUCGAGAAGAGACGAACAACGUAAGAAAGCUAUGGGUGAUUUAGAAAAAUGGAGAGCAUCGACUGUUGAAAAUAAUCACAAUUUUAAAGAUACUACAAGCUCCAGUGUUAAAAUAGUUGAAUUGCCCUCGUCAGAGGAUGAAGAAGUUGAGAAAAAUGCAAGAGGAAGAGAAGUUGAAAAUAAUAAAAGAAGUUUUGUUGAUACUGAAAGUUCUGGGGCUAAAAUAAUUGAAUUACCGUCGUCAGAAGACGAAUGUUUCGCGAAUAAUACAAAAAUAAAUGAAAAUCUUACCAAAAAGCAAACUUCAGAAGAUUCGCCCAAAAGCACUAAAAUACUAGCUGAAAUCAAAAAGCAAAUACUAUGGAAACCAGAGAAGAAAGUAGUGAAAUCGGAAUACGUAGAAAAGAAAAAAGAAGAAACUGUUAAAAGAGUCUUGCCAAAACUAAGGCAAAUGGCUGAAUUACAAAUUACUCAUACUCCUCGAACGUUUCCAACCCCCAGCAGGGAAUCCACUGCUCAAGAAGAAGAAGCGUGGCUGAAGAACAUUACAAUGGCCAGAAGAGCUACUGGUUUUGUGUCCGAAGAUUUGCGUCCGGAAGAGCAAGACCCUCAAUGGUGCAAAGAGAAGGGCGACGAGUUCUUUCGGAGCGGGAACUAUCUCGGCGCUAUCAGUGCCUAUACACACGGCAUCACUUUGUCUGACAAACUGCCCACGCUUUUUGCCAACAGAGCUGCCACUCACUUUGCCUUGGGGAAUUUUAGUAAAUGUGCGACAGAUUGUUCCACAGCCUUGGAUCUGUUGAAGCCGCCGUGCGAAGGCAAUCGUCGGAGUCGAGCAAAAUGCAUCGCCAGGAGAGGAGCAGCGCUUGCUCGGCUCGGGUAUCUGAGCAAAGCCAUCGACGAAAUGAAGGCAGCUGCCAAGUUGGUGCCCGAUGAUGAAAAAAUCAAGAGAGAUAUAAUUGACAUGGAAAGAGCUUGGGAACAAAAUCCAGAUUCAGAUUAGGGCACUUAAAUCUUUAAUUGACGUUAGUUUGGAGUCUCGCCUAUAUUCCAGAAAUAAGAAAAAGAACGCCAAACAACAUCAAUAUUUGAGUUGCCCCCAAAUCAAAGCAACUACCUCCUAUUACAUUUCAAUUUUCAAUUAAUAUGUACGUAUUUGUAGUUUAAUAUUUUUUAUUUUCAUUAACAUUACCGUGAAGU